AUGGGUUCUCUAUUGCUCCCCGUAAAAGUGGAAUGCUUCGUUUUCAAUGAGUCCGUAUGUAGCGGCACAGAUGAUGAGGCAAAGAUCGCGCCGUUGGCCCAGCCAGACUAUGCACUUCUGCAAUACGACAAUCGCUUCCUCUCCAACGACGUGCUGCGCCACGUUGAUUUACAUGCCGCCUCGCCGGCAUCGACAAAUAUGCGCUUCACUGACCUCGGUACCAACCAGCCUCGCUCGAGGCGUCAGGGCGUCUACGUUCACUGGACGCUCCCACGGCCGUAUCGCACCGCGGCCACCAAAACGGAGGCCAAGACCCCGGCCGGUUUGCCUCCAGACACUGCUAUCCCCGGAGAUGAAAGAUACGGCGAGUCGAAGCCAAGCGAUGGUCACGAUCCCACUGUGCCAAGCUACCAUGACGUUCCUCCGCGCUGGCUUGUGGUUCGCCACAUCGACGAGAAUUCGAUCCGGCCCGAGAAUGCCAAGGACUUUGUGCCAAAGUUUCGUGCCUGGGUGGUUGAGAGCGACGUUUGUAGAUCCAUCGACGACCUGGACGAAAGUGUAGACUUGCAGACAGACGUUUCGCCUUACAUAGCGCCAGAGUCUGGGCUCGGUGGCAGCGUCGAAGUCGACAUGCAGGCACAGUCAGAGGUCUUUAUCGGACAACGUUUUCCUGCCGAGACGUGGUCUGAAAAGGCAGGCACCAAACGAGUCCGUCUAAACUUGUUCAAUAGCUCCAAUCAACUCUUCGCCGACUACCAGCCGCACAACGGGAAUGUUUUCAGCAUGCUCGACCGAUUCGAGUACCUGGAUUCUGCGGGCAAAGAGCAAUGUCUCGAAGCAGCCAAAGCUUCUUACUAUGUCAUCGGGUGGCAACCAGACGUUGAACGAGACCUCUUUGUCCCCCCAGCAGGGCAAAAAUCAGAUGUUCCAUUAGCUCGCCCUUUGCAGCUCCGGUCGUUGAACAUGGUCCUCGAGGCCGACGAUCAAGACUUGACGAAUGAAUGGAGCAAAGAUAACAGCGCCGCUAGCACUCUCUGCCAUGGUGCCAUGUACGAGGUCGAGUGGAACGCGCUGAAAAAGCCCGGCAAGGUGCCUGCGGAUCAGGCAUGUUCUCACCUUAUGAAAGCUUCUCCCAUCGCCGUGGGUACUACUCCGAUGGACGCCAUCAUGGCCUAUGUCUCUGGCCAUAGCGAGUCGUCUGUGGGCGAUGUGCACAAGCUUGAGAUGGACCUCCUCAAGCUGCAGACUCUCCUGCUGGAUCGUGAUGAAGGAGUCGAGCCGCAACGCCGGGCUGCAAACGUGUUGAGUAAUUUCAACUUUCAGCGCCAAGAUGGCGGCCAGAAGUAUUUCCUCUCGAACCCACAGGAUGGUGACAAGACGGCCAAGCCCGAAGGCACGUACGAGCCUACAGAUACCGAAUUGGCCAACUUGUCGCUCAUGAAUGAGAAGCAGCGUCAGAUCGACACCCUAUCGCGGUCGCUGAAGAAGCGCCAAUGGGAUUUAUUCGCUCUCUGGUGGGAGCUCCUCACGGAUGUCAACGCCGCUGCCACAAGCGGCCAGUACAAAAAGCAGAGGGAAGAAGUCACGAAGCACAUUGGGAAUCUUCACCGAAAGAUCAAGGCGAUCGAGAAUGAGGUCACCAAGGUAGAGCUUGACAGCAAAACAAUUCAGGUCGGCACUUCUGAGCCAUUUCAUCAAGCUGGCGAUCCGACAGUACUUGUUGCAGGUAUUCAGUCAGGUUGGCCUGUCGACUUUCUCGACCCCCUGAAGGUCAGACUUCGCCAUCAAAUUAUUGGGGCCCGCAAGGACGGCAAGCCUGUCGAGCCAAACCUGCCUGAGAAUCUUGGACCUAUAAUCGAGAACCUCGAACGCUCUUGGGGAACCGAAAACCCUUGGGGAACCGACGUAAGACUGCUCUUAUCCGAAUUCAUAGCACUCGAGUCCGAUAGAGACCAGGAGCAUAAGCCUGAGAAACCCGCGCUACUCCCUCUCUAUCAUGACAUGGACCUGCGGCCUAUCUCUCUUGAAGAUGAUAAGUCAAGCAAAACAGGUGACCCAGAGAAACCUGAUGUGCCUCGCUGGCGUGAUAGGUGGCACGGUACGCAGCCUUGGGUGCCACUCUACCUCGAAUGGGAGGUGAACUUUGUGCAUAUUCCGUACGAGCACUGGGAGUUGGAUAACGGCGAUUUGACAGGAACUGAAGCCGAGUAUUCCAAGCUUCGAUAUCGAAUCAAGACCGAAUCACUCCGUGAAGAAGAUGUCAGAGACUCCAGGAAACUGUCCGGCAGAGUGUUAAUGCUACCCCAGCCAACAAUGUCCCUCAAACACAAGGUGGAGCAACUCUUCGCCGACACGCCGGCACCUAUGCUCAAAGACUUGGAGGACGACCUUGAUUUUAUUCUGUCAAAUAUUGAUAAACUAAACCUCUUAUCAGCUCCGCUGGCUGGUUUCACUGACCACCUCAUCACUAGACAAGGAGGGACACAUGUGAAGCCAACUUACCGGCAACCAAACCGCAGCGGAGGCGGCGGCUACCUCCCCCAAGCCAUUCCCGGAGCCAAAAAGGCAGCCAAUCACGGAGAAUUCAGCGAGGCUGACUUGGUACUCAUGGGUUUGGAGACGGAUCUUACUCCGUACGGAACAGGUGUCUCGUUUUCGGCCGAUGGCGAGAACCCUUUCAAGCCCGUUACGCACGGGCAGUUCUGCUUCUCCAAACUCAACAUCAUCGACAAGUUCGGCCAAGCCGUGCACGCCGUAUCCCCCAGCAUCGCCAGCGACAAAACGAUGCCCAAGAUCUAUACCAGCGAGUACCUGCGUGCCCAGCAGCUACUACUACCAUCCACUUCCAAUGCAACCCCUGUGGGUGGACGCGGCGAUUCUUCACUCGUAAGGAGCGAGUUUGCCCAGAUCCCUCCUCAGAUUAACCAACUCGCACGCCUCAACGCCGAGUUUGUAACGCUGCAGCCGGGCCCUGGAGGCCCAAGUUCGAAACCAUACUGGAAGCCUGUUCAGCAGGCAGGCCAGCCCGUUUGGGGUUGGGUCAUGGUCAACUACGCCAACUACGGGCUACAGUUCUUCGCCAGUGACGGGCGGUUUUAUAAAGAGGUCAGAUUCGGUGGCCCAACUGGCAGCAUGACCUCUCCCAAUUGGAUGCCCGACCGGACAGGCCUGGAGCCCGACAAGGAUCCCGCGCUGAAGCAGCUGGAUAACCUCCUCAAAACUCUAAAGGACAAGGACUAUCUCAGGGCAUUCAUCUACAUGAUCAAUGGGGCAAUGAGACACAUGCUUCCCGCUCCGGGAGCAUUUUCUGAGUUCUCUAGUGCCAUCGUCGGUCAACCUCUGGCUCUGGUAAACAUGGGCUGGUCUCUUGAGCUCGCCGUCGAGGCUUAUAGGAGCCAUGCAUCACUUGGGCCUACCGGAAUGCGUAGGACUCUCACACAAGCCGAGAAGGGUAAAAAGCACAAGAAGGACGAUGCCGAUGAUGAUCAUGCGUACGCGUUCCAGGUAAAGUUGGGUGACAAGACAAAGGCCUACGACGGGCUCGUUGGAUAUUGGGACGCAAAGGAAUCACCAGUCGCUGGCGACGGCCUGGAGUUGGGAAACCUAUUCACCUACUACAUAGACGAAGCAGAAGAGGAAGGCCUCAAGAAUGAUCCCAGAACGAAGAUCAACAACGCCAACUUCCCCAAGUUUGAUCCAUACUAUCUUGAUCCCACCGAACUCCAGUCGUUAGAUCACGACGUCCAACACUGCCGGCAAUUACGAGGUUUUGGUGCCAUCAUCGACCCUUUCACAGCCAUCCACGGGUAUAGUAGCAUCCUACCAGUGCGGGAGCUCAAGUUGUCUCCGUGGAUGUGGGAGAAGGCGUUCCGCAACAUGACAGCCUUCUUCCACAUGGGGCCGCUAAUCGUCACAACAGACUUGGUGAUGCCCACCGACGCAGUAGCUCCGGCUGCGGACGUAGAGACUCCAGCCACGCAGAAGCCGUCAAAGGCCAAGCUCCCUACCAACAGUCUAGUACAAUGGGAAUGGUUGCAGCCGUAUAUGGUGGACAAUGAGGCAUUUCCCGAGUCUGUGCAUGUCGCAAGUUUCGAGGUUGCCCCGGUUGACCAGAAACCGCGGCUUGAGCCUAACCCCUACACUGCAAUUGAAGGAUACUUACAUCUGAAGGGGCCCAGUGUAGUAAAGGAAGUUUCCAAAAAGCCUGAACGUGAUAUUUGA
Trichoderma atroviride IMI 206040 is the source of this 4221-nucleotide messenger RNA. RefSeq lists its product as uncharacterized. Lineage: Eukaryota; Fungi; Ascomycota; Sordariomycetes; Hypocreales; Hypocreaceae. The record is from RefSeq and is a predicted model, not a curated record.